This is a messenger RNA of Dioscorea cayenensis subsp. rotundata (Guinea yam), 1983 nucleotides long. Its product is annotated as pentatricopeptide repeat-containing protein At3g62890-like. Lineage: Eukaryota; Viridiplantae; Streptophyta; Magnoliopsida; Dioscoreales; Dioscoreaceae. The transcript is spliced from 2 exons. The coding region runs from base 48 to 1898 and encodes 616 amino acids. The record is from RefSeq and is a predicted model, not a curated record. Gene Ontology annotation, biological process: RNA modification. Gene Ontology annotation, molecular function: RNA binding; protein binding; zinc ion binding.
CUUUGUUUUGCUUUUCAAAACCUUUGAAGCUCGGGGGCAAGUCUCUAAUGGCGACGCCCGCGCGCCUCUCCAUCCUCGACCACCCUAUCCUUGCCCUGCUCGGCAAGCUAAGGACUUUGCCGCACGUCCAGCAAGCCCACGCCCACCUUGUUGUCUCCGGCCUCGUGCGCCACUCAUUCCCCCCAAGCAAGCUCAUCCAGGUCCUCCUUUCCCUCCCCUCCACCUCCUCCCUCCCCUACGCCCAUCUCCUUCUCCUCCACUCCCCCUCCCCCAACCUCUUUUCCUUCAACUCUCUCAUCCGUGCCCUCCCCUUCCCCUCCUCCCUCCUCCUCUUCCGCGGCCUCCUCCGCUCCCCCCUUCUCCUCCCCAACAACUACACCCUCGCAUUCGCCCUCCACGCCUGCUGUUUCUGCUCGUCCCGUGCCGAGGGGGAGCAGCUCAGAGCGCAAUCACUGCGUCGGGGCCUCGAGUCAAGCGUCUUCGUUCACAAUGUAGUCAUCAAAAUGUACUCUUGUUUGGGUCUCCUGCAGGAUGCCCGGAAGGUGUUCGAUGAAAUGGAUGAACGGGAUUUGUUCUCAUGGAAUUCAUUGAUGGCCGGGUAUGUUGGUGUUGGGGAUGUCAGGAUGGCACGGGAGGUGUUUGAUGAUAUGCCUGAGAGAGAUGUUGUUUCUUGGAGCACUGUUAUUGCAGGCUAUGUACAGGAAGGUUCUUUCACGGAAGCGAUGGAGCUAUUUCGUGAGAUGCAACUUGCUGGUGCCAGGCCAAAUGAGUUCACUCUGACAACUGUCCUCGCAGCUUGUUCUAAUCUUGUAGCUCUUGAGCAAGGAAAGUGGAUUCAUAUGUACAUUGACAAGGCAAAGAUCAAGAUGAAUGACAGAUUGCUUGCUGCUCUCAUUGACAUGUACUCAAAGUGCGGAGAUGCAGAAUCUGCAUUGAGACUAUUCAAUAGUGCAGAUAAUGCAUUGAAGUCUAGCAUCCGGCCGUGGAAUGCAAUGUUGAGUGGUUUCGCUAUUCAUGGCUUGUCUGAGGCAGCAAUUCAGCAUUUUGAAAGAAUGAAGAUGGAAAACAUAGCCCCUGAUAAAGUAACAUUUGUAUCAUUGCUUAAUGCAUGUAGUCAUGGGAGAUUAGUGGAUAAGGGGAGGUUAUACUUUGAGUCUAUGAAGAGUAUUCAUGGAAUUGAUCCAGAAAUCGAGCAUUAUGGAUGCAUGGUAGAUCUUCUCGGUCGUGCUGGUCACUUGAAAGAAGCAGAAGAGUUUAUUAAGUCAAUGCCUGUGACUCCAGAUACCGCAAUAUGGAGUGCAUUACUAGCUGCUUGUAAAAUUCAUCGCGACACAGUGAUGGGAGACAGAAUAGGAAAGCUUGUGAACAACUCAGAACCAGAAAAUUUAGGAUGUCAAGUUCUGCUUGCAAAUAUCUACUCUAGUUCUGGAAGAUGGGUCGAUGCAAAAGACGUUAGAAAGAACAUGGGAAUAACUGGCAGAAGAAAGACACCAGGUUGCAGCUCAAUUGAAUUGGAUGGAAUGUUCCAUCAGUUUUUUGUCGGAGAUAGAUCUCACCCGCAAACAAAACAGAUUUACUUGUUCUUGGAAGAGAUGUAUACUAAAUUAAAGAUGGCAGGUUAUGUUCCAGAAAUCGGAGAAGUGUUACUUGACAUAGAUGGAGAAGACAGAGAGACAGUUUUAUCGAGGCACAGCGAGAAGUUAGCCAUUGCUUUUGCAUUGAUGAACACUCCUCCGGGAACACCGAUUCGGAUUGUGAAGAACUUGCGUGUUUGCGGUGACUGUCAUCAUGCUACAAAGUUUAUUUCCAAGGUCUAUGAAAGGGUUAUUAUAGUUAGAGACAGGAUUAGAUUUCACCACUUUGAAGAUGGAUUUUGUUCUUGCAAAGAUUACUGGUAACUGGAACAAUGAAAAAGAAUUGUUUGGGGAUUAUUUAUUAUUCUUGAAAGGAUUUGAGGCUUCAAAAAAGCAAUUUUGAUUGACA